Messenger RNA from Onychostoma macrolepis, 1346 nucleotides. Its product is annotated as programmed cell death 1 ligand 1-like. Gene Ontology annotation, biological process: cell surface receptor signaling pathway; immune response; negative regulation of T cell proliferation. The record is from RefSeq and is a predicted model, not a curated record. Lineage: Eukaryota; Metazoa; Chordata; Actinopteri; Cypriniformes; Cyprinidae. The coding region runs from base 56 to 676 and encodes 206 amino acids. Gene Ontology annotation, cellular component: external side of plasma membrane. The transcript has 4 exons.
AACAAAAAGGCUCUGUGGACUGACAUCUCAAGGUUCAUCAGCCGUGGACCUUUAUAUGAACCUGAAAGUGUUCUGUCUGUCUCUCCUUUUUGAAACCUACUGUUUCACUGAGUUUGAGAUUACUGUUCCUAGAGACACUGUCACUGGGUUUUACGGCGAGGCGCUGAUCCUCCCCUGCAGCUUCCCUGUGGACAGCUCAUGGGAUCUGAGAAGCACCCUCAUCCUCUGGCAGCGUGGACUGGAUGUUGUUCACAGCUUCUACUACAGUCGGGACCAGCUCGACCGUCAGAAUCCGCAUUUUGUCAACCGCACCAGUCUGUUCAUUCAGGAGAUGGCAAGAGGAAACGCAUCACUCAAACUGGACGAAGUCACUGUUCAGGACGCCGGCAUGUACACCUGCUCCGUCAGCACGAACACUGGCAGCCAGAAGAAGAGCUUUGGAAUGAAAACAGCAGAUGAGAGCGAGAGGCAAGGAGAGUCAGCACACAGAUGCCACCGUCAUGGAUUCAUAUUGAUCCCUAUUUUGCUGUUACUGCUGAUCGUGAUGAGUUUGUUUGUGUUAUUUGGAAAAAGAACAGAACAGAUCAAACAAGGUGGCUUUACUGAAAUGGGACUCCAGUCUGAAACCCAAAUUCUGAACGGAAAACAACCCAAUUUUGACAGAUGCAAAAUGUGAUGUAAGAUCACUGAAUAAUAUUUAAACUGUUUAAUGUAAAGCAUAGCUGUUGCAAAGAGAGCAUGAUCAUGUUGGUUUGCACUGCAAAACAUCAAGAAUAUCAGGCCCUGCCUAAUGGAGCAUGCUACAUAUUUUCUCAUCCAAGCCCUUGUCAUUUCUAGGCUGGACUAUUGUAAUGCUCUUCUGGCUAGACGUCUAUCAUGUGCAAUCAAACUUCUCCAAACGAUUCAGAAUGCAGCAGCACAGCUAGUCCCAACAAGCCCAAGAGAGCCCACAUCAGACCUCUCUUAUCUCCCUGCACUUGCUGCCGUUUGCAUCUGGCAUCAAGUUCUAGACCGUGAGUCUUGCAAAUAGAUCAGCCACAGGAUAAGCGCCCUCCACUUGCUCUUACGAGUCUACAGAAGCCUGAAAAUGAGAGACGCCUUGUGGUUCCAUUACAGAGGCACAAAAUCACUUUCCAGAAUUCUUUUCACUCUUGCUGGUGGAAUGAUCUUCCCACCCCCGUCCAGAAUGCAGAAUCCCGAUAUUUAAGAAACCAUCAAAAACUCAAUGUAUCCGCAUCCUGAAAAAAAACUUCCUUUUUGAUUUCACUUUAUUUUAAUUCCUCCCUGUUCUGUCUUAUACUUUUCUGAAAGAUGUCAGAAACGUUGUAUUACUUGAACUUCUCAAG